This is a messenger RNA of Drosophila ananassae, 1286 nucleotides long. Its product is annotated as carbonic anhydrase 1. The record is from RefSeq and is a predicted model, not a curated record. NCBI's taxonomy places the organism in Eukaryota, Metazoa, Arthropoda, Insecta, Diptera, Drosophilidae. Gene Ontology annotation, cellular component: cytoplasm. The transcript is spliced from 4 exons. The coding region runs from base 211 to 1200 and encodes 329 amino acids. Gene Ontology annotation, molecular function: zinc ion binding; carbonate dehydratase activity.
GAAAACAAAAAAACAACAAAAACUUCCCCUAGGAAGUGAGAAAACUUGGCACUUUCCUACGGCUAUGAAAGCAGUUGUGAGGCAUCAUUCGGCGGAGAAACACGUAAAAUAGUCACAAGUCGAGUCUCCGGAAUCCGGCCAAUUAUUUAUAAGCUUUUCCUUCAAGCCACCUCGUAAAAAGUGAUACCAAAAAUAGUUCAAAGGAAGACAAUGUCCUGCCACCGGAAUGCUAAUGGCUUAAGUGGAGCAAUCAUUGCCUUCCUUGUGGUUUUCGCUUUGGCAGGAGGCGUUCGGGCCCAGGACUUUGGCUAUGAGGGCAGAUCAGGACCCGCACAUUGGGGCGAGGAGUACGCCCGCUGCACUGGCAAGCACCAAAGCCCCAUCAACAUAAACCACGUGAGUGUCAAGCAGAACAGCUAUCCCAAGCUGGAGUUCCACAACUUUAACGUCGAGCCCAAGGCCAUGCUAGUGACCAACAACGGGCACACGGUCCUGGUCAAGAUGAGCUUCAAUGAGGGCAAAGCGCCCAGGGUCAAGGGAGGUCCUUUGGCCGAGAAGUCCUCUGUGGGCUAUCAGUUCAAGCAGUUCCACUUCCACUGGGGUGAGAACGACACGGUGGGUAGUGAGGACAAGAUCGACAACCAUGCCUACCCCGCAGAGCUGCACGUGGUCCUGAGGAAUUUGGAGUAUCCCAGCUUUGCCAGUGCCUUGGGAAAGGACCAUGGCAUUGCCGUGAUGGCCUUUUUCUUUCAGAUCAGUAGCACUGCAACUGGGGGCUACUCCAAUUUCACAAGUUUGUUGCCACAAAUCGAAAGAAAAGGGCAAUCCGUGAAGAUAACCAGGACAUUUCCAUUACGCCAGUAUUUCUCCAAGGACUUGAGCAAUUACUACACCUACACAGGAUCCUUGACCACUCCUCCAUGCAGUGAAGAGGUGAUUUGGAUGGACUUUCGGACUCCCAUUGACAUAACCGAAAAGCAGCUUAAUGCCUUUCGCCUGCUGACGGCCCACGAUGAUCACCUGAAGAAUAAUUUCAGGCCCACACAACCCCUGAAUGACAGACCCGUUUACAGUAACCGAGAAGAAGCUCCACUGUUUGUGGACUCAUCUGCUGGAGAAAGGACUCCCCAUUUCAAAACCGUAUUUUUGGUUACUCUCCUCGCAGUUGUACUAAAAGAUGACGAUUUAAGCGAAGCUUAGUUUUAACUUUAAAGUUACAAAUGAAAAAAAAAAACAAAGAUAAUAAAAUGAACUACGUGCUGGCAUCUGACAGUCAAAAAUAUAAA